Syngnathus typhle (broad-nosed pipefish) is the source of this 2289-nucleotide messenger RNA. RefSeq names its product retinol dehydrogenase 10-A. Gene Ontology annotation, cellular component: lipid droplet. Gene Ontology annotation, molecular function: oxidoreductase activity, acting on the CH-OH group of donors, NAD or NADP as acceptor. The transcript is spliced from 6 exons. Bases 313 to 1338 code for a protein of 341 amino acids. NCBI's taxonomy places the organism in Eukaryota, Metazoa, Chordata, Actinopteri, Syngnathiformes, Syngnathidae. The record is from RefSeq and is a predicted model, not a curated record.
GGUCUGGUGUUGAUGGGAGGACCGAAUAAAUAGCGAGCCCUGAUGCGCUUCGGGAUGAGACGAAAGCGAGCAAGAAGCCUCUAAGUGUGCUGCUUGUGCGCUCAAAGUGAACACCCAUUGUAACUUUAAAUCCAACUUGUAGGCUUCUCUUCGCUUCUUUGGCACUUUACCCUGCUAAUACUUCGCGUUUCCUAUUAUCGCCAAGGUCCGUGAAGUAGUCGCCGUCUUGUCGUCUCCGGUUUACAUAAAGAGUGGUCAACCUCACGCUCGCUCCCUCGUUUAUUUUUGUUUUGUUUACUUUAACUGUCCAACAUGAUGAUGAUCAUCGCGGAGUUCUUCGUGGUCAUCCUGAAGGUGCUCUGGGCUUUCGUAACGGCCGGGGCGAAGUGGGUGGUGCGGCCCAAGGAGAAGAGAGUGGCCGGACAGGUGUGCGUUAUCACCGGGGCUGGAAGUGGCCUCGGGCGGCUCUUCGCCAAGGAGUUCGCCCGGCGGAGAGCCAUCCUGGUGCUGUGGGACAUUAACAGCCAAAGCAACGAAGAGACGGCAGAGAUUGUGCGGCAGAUUUACCACGAAGUAGACACGCCGACCUCCAAAGAUGCGACUACUUUAGGCGGUGUUGAAGAAGUGCCCCCAUUCCAGCCCCAGGUGUACACAUACGCGUGUGACGUGGGCAAGCGCGAGAGUGUGUACUCCACAGCUGAGAAGGUGCGUCGAGAGGUGGGCGAGGUGGACAUACUCAUCAACAACGCCGGUGUAGUGUCGGGCCACCACCUCCUGGAAUGCCCCGAUGAACUGAUCGAGCGCACCAUGGUGGUCAACUGCCACGCACACUUUUGGACCACCAAGGCGUUUCUCCCCAAGAUGCUGGAGCUGAACCACGGCCACAUUGUGACGGUUGCCAGCUCCUUGGGUUUGUUCAGCACAGCUGGAGUGGAGGAUUACUGUGCCAGUAAAUUUGGCGCCAUCGGCUUCCACGAGUCGCUGAGCCACGAACUGAAGGCCUCGGAGAAGGACGGUAUCAACAUGACGCUGGUGUGUCCUUACCUGGUGGACACGGGCAUGUUCAAAGGCUGCAGAAUAAGGCAAGAGAUCGAACCCUUUCUGCCUCCCUUGAAGCCUGAAUUCUGCGUCAAGCAGGCCAUGCGCGCCAUUCUCACCGACCAGCCCAUGAUCUGCACGCCUCGCAUCGUCUACAUGGUCAACUUCAUGAAAAGCAUCCUGCCCUUCGAGGCCAUUGUGUGCAUGUACCGCUUCCUGGGUGCCGACAAGUGCAUGUACCCUUUCCUGGCGCAGCGGAAGGAGGCCAUGAACAACAACGAGGCCAAGAACGGGAUCUAGGGGGCGCCGUCCGCAACACGAACAAGUGGCGGGGCGCAUAAGCCUACGAGCACGAAGAGAUGACCACUGGGGGGGGGGGAUUGCGGCAAAGCAGAAAGACUGAAUCUAGACUGGUGCACUUGCAUUGAGCAAAUGCCAAGGUUUACCAUAUUGUUUCUCUGGGACAAAGAAAGCUGUGUACUACACAAUGGAUUUAUUUGUUUUAGUGCGUGUUUUUUUUUUUAAAUACAUAUAUACUAUAUCUAUAUACUGUCACUAGUUUUGAAGCAGUAUCCAAUAAUUAACUAUUUAGUCACCAGCCUUAUCUAGUGUCAUUGUGGAAAUAUACAAUAUGUUACUGUACAGACAGUAAAACCAACAAACUUUUCUUUCUUCACUUUUCUUUUUGUAGACCUGCACUGUAAUUGUUUUAAGCUUUCUCUACACUGCCAACUCGUGUUUAAAAGGAGACCCCCUUCUUCAAUCAGUCCAAUCAGCUCUCAAAUGGAGAAUGUAUAUGUUCAUGGUGUAGUUGUAUCUGUUACUUGGUGACCGCUGGUGGGAAAUGUAUUAAGAUUUUUUUAUUUUCUUUCUUCGCCCCUUUAAAAAGAAAAAAAGGAAAUACUGUGUUGUCAAACUGUCCCGUUGAAAAUGUGUUGUAAAUGUCUGUAGUAGCCAAGUAACACAAAUGAACAUCUCCGUAUACUGUGUGUCAUGUAUGGAGAUUUGCAAUAUGGGGAAGACACUGUUUUAAGACAUUCCCGUAGGUGUCAUUCCUUCAGUCAUGGCGACGAGCCUUGAUUCUCUACCUCUUUGUUAUUUUUGCCUUUUUUUUUUUUUAAUUUUGUUUGACAAUAUGACCUAUUUUUUUUGUUGUACGUUUCUGAAGACUGCUCCAUAGCAAAUCAAAGUGUAGUUCCGAUGUUUAAUGUCUCUACCUAACUUAAAUUAAUAAAGUGAUUUAGAUGAUUA